This is a messenger RNA of Priapulus caudatus, 1047 nucleotides long. Its product is annotated as Fanconi anemia group J protein-like. Bases 1 to 1020 code for a protein of 339 amino acids. The record is from RefSeq and is a predicted model, not a curated record. NCBI's taxonomy places the organism in Eukaryota, Metazoa, Priapulida, Priapulimorpha, Priapulimorphida, Priapulidae. Gene Ontology annotation, cellular component: nucleus. Gene Ontology annotation, biological process: double-strand break repair involved in meiotic recombination; nucleotide-excision repair. Gene Ontology annotation, molecular function: DNA binding; ATP binding; DNA helicase activity. The transcript is spliced from 9 exons.
AUGGAAAUACGCAGACAAAUUAUUAGGGGGAUAGUUUCAAGUCGAAACUGUCUUCUGGAGAGUCCGACGGGAAGUGGCAAGAGUCUCGCCUUGCUCUGUUCCACUCUCGCAUGGCAGGCUGAAGAACAAGACAAACAGAAACGUGAGAUGGAGAUCUCCUGCGGUGCCGAGAUGGAGAGCUGCUGCGGUGCCGAUAGCAAAUCUGUCAACAACCAAACCGACUUCCGUGGAGCGCAAGGAACCACAGCGGACAAUGGCGAUGGAGGCGCCACCUGUGAAUCAAAAAUUAAUGGCAGCCACGAUGCAGCCAAUCCCCCGAGCGUAAAGGAUGAGAAGAAGGAGGAUACCGUUAUCGAUCUUACAUCUGACGGAGAAGGUGGAGAAGGUGAGGACGAUGAUUUCAAACCGUGUAGCAAAAGCCUACGCAGUUCAUUAGCUGCAGACCAGAAGGCGAAUGGUUCAGCGACGUCUCGCACGUGGACUGUAGAGAAGGCAGACACACAGGACGACUCACAAGCCUACGCGAUCGACUAUGAAAUGAAGCUCAACGCCAUGAAGGAUCAGGAGACUCGCGCGUCGAACCCUAAGAGGGUGGCAAAGAUCUUCUUCGGUACGCGCACGCACAAGCAGGUGGCGCAGAUCGUGCGGGAGCUCGGCCGGACGGCGUACGGACGCCGUGCUCGCAUGUGCAUUCUCGCGAGCCGCGAGUUUGCCUGCGUGCACCCGCGCGUCAGCAAGCAGCCGAACAAGAACGACGCCUGCUCAGACCUACGCGACCCUAAGACGGUCGGAAGUUGCGGCUACUUCCACAACGCGCACCGGCUGAAGACACAGUCACAGCUGCAGUGUCACACCGGCUUCGACGCGCAGUGGGAUAUCGAAGAUCUGGUGAGGCUAGGCAAGAAGAUCAAGGUGUGUGCAUACUAUGCGACGCGAGGGCUCAAGGACGAGGCCGACAUCAUCUUCUGUCCAUACAACUACCUCAUCGAUCCCGUGAUCAGGCAGAGCAUGGCAGAUUAAGUCUCAGAGGACAAGAUCGUGGUUCUC